Molecule: messenger RNA, 838 nt
Organism: Salvia hispanica
Lineage: Eukaryota; Viridiplantae; Streptophyta; Magnoliopsida; Lamiales; Lamiaceae
Product: dehydration-responsive element-binding protein 3-like
Biological process (GO): regulation of DNA-templated transcription
Molecular function (GO): DNA-binding transcription factor activity; DNA binding
Source: RefSeq, a predicted model, not a curated record
UCUCUCUUCAAAUCAAAUUCCCUCUCCUCCUUUGAUCUCAUAAUUUGUACAUUUUCCUAACUAGGAAAGCUAAUGUGAAUUGCCAAAUCCCACACACUCACUAAAAUUACUAAAAAGGGAUCAAAAAAAAAAUCAUGGCUUCACCAAAGCAACACACUUCGGCGGAGGAGCAGCAGUCUGCUGCUCCUCCGCAGAAGGCCAAGCGGAUUCGGGAGGGGAGCAGCUCCGGGAGCAGCAAGCACCCGGUCUACCGCGGCGUCCGGAUGCGGAAUUGGGGGAAAUGGGUGUCGGAAAUCCGGGAGCCGCGGAAGAAAUCGAGGAUCUGGCUCGGCACGUUCCCCACGCCGGAGAUGGCGGCGCGUGCGCACGACGUCGCCGCGCUGAGCAUCAAGGGCGCCUCCGCCACGCUCAAUUUCCCCGAGCUCGCGGCGGCGCUGCCCCGCCCCGCCUCCCUCAGCCCCCGCGACGUCCAGGCCGCGGCGGCCAAGGCGGCGGCGAUGGACAAAUUCGAGAUCCUAUCGCCGGCGAAUUCGUCUCCGUCUCCGUCUUCCUCCUCGUCGUCGAUUUCGAUUUCGUCGCCGCCGUCGCUGGUGUCGUCGAUUGACAUCUCCGCGGCGUCGGAGGAGCUGGGAGAGAUCGUGGAGCUGCCGAGCUUGGGAUCGUGCUUCGAUUCGGUGGAGAUGGGGAGCGAUUUCGUGUACGUCGAUAACGCCGCGAUCGAGGGGUGGCUGGAUCCGCCGCCGCCGUGGAGCGGCGGCGCCGCUGACGACGGUGGGGUUUCUGGACUCUUUUCGUUGUGGAAUUACUGAGACCCAAUUUUAAGUGUUUUUUUUUCUUU